This is a messenger RNA of Soboliphyme baturini, 366 nucleotides long. Lineage: Eukaryota; Metazoa; Nematoda; Enoplea; Dioctophymatida; Soboliphymatidae. The record is from the annotation of a GenBank genome assembly.
AUGAGGAUGGACACCCUGCAGCUGGUUUUCCUGCUCUUCACCUGCUCCUGCUUGCUUGUCGAAGCAGCGCUAUCCAAUCGAAUAGACGAGCUACACCACCCGCAGUACCUGGACGAGAUAUUUGCAGAGGCGAAAAGGAAUUAUCCGGCUUACCAGAUCAAGAGCAGACCUGGCCAACCCCUGCGUUUCGGCAAGCGAUACAGGCAAACCGCCCACGAAUACCCAGUCAACUGAGUCAUUAAUCACAUUUUCCGGUUGGCUGCAAAUACGCGCAAGCAAUUGAUUGUAACCGUUCAGAUCACGGAUGAAUUGCAAUCGGUGAAAGCGAUCCGUCCGCAUACGACCGAUCCGAAAGCAGACCUGUGA